AUGCAUAAUGAUCUGAUGUUAUUCUAUUCAUUUUAUUUCUUUGCAAUAUUAUUAAUAUUAAUUAAAACAAAAAUUAUUGAUGGCCAAGAAGCAACGAUCUAUGUAAGACGUGGUGAUACAAUUGAAUUAUGUGACAAUCGUACAACAUAUAUUUAUGCUUAUGAGUUUCGAAGUUUUGAUGAUAAGAAAAAUUUAAUUGUCGAACCAUCAAAGCAUGAACGUUAUUCAAAUCCAUAUCGAACAAGUCUAUUACGAAUAACUAACGUUAUAGAAAAUGAUAGUGGACAAUACAAAUGUCCACAAGAUGACACUGAAUGGCAAAGACUUCAAGUAUAUGUACCCGUCCAACAUGUAUACAUGACGAAUCUUCAUACAUCAUCUCAUGUGCAUAGUGAUCAAUUCUGCACAAUUGAAAAUAAUAAUUGUUUAGCUGCGAUUGAUGGUCAACCAUUGGAUAUUGCUUGUGCUGCCGAUGGUUUUCCUCGUCCUGCACUUGAUAUAUCAUUAGAUAAAAAUGGUAUAACACCAACAAUCAUGGCAUUAGCGAGUAGAAUUCAAGCGCCAGCUAUUGUCACUAAUCAAUUUAAAGCAAGUGUUUACGAAGUCUAUCGUAUUCUAGGUUUAACACCAUUGGACAAUGGACGAAAUAUAACAUGUCGUGUUGAUAUGAAACAAAUCAAUAAGAAACUUAUGUUAUCAACAACGAAACAACUUCAUAUUGAAUUUCGUCCAAGUGUAGUAGAAAAAUCAAAAAAAAUCUAUUCUGGCAUAAAUCAAACACGUACAAUAAAUUGUACAGUUCUACGUGCUAAUCCAACGUAUAUACGUUAUUCAAUUAAUGGUCUAUCACCAUUAAUCACACGUCGAAUAUAUGAUGACAAACAUGAUUUUCAUUAUACGUUUGAUAUAACGCCAACAUCAAUUGAACAUUUUCGUCCAUUUAAUGUAACAGCAAAUAAUAGUAUUGGCUCUGAUGCAUGCACGUAUGAACUUAUUCAUGGAGGCAUACCCGAUCCAAUAACACAUUGUAAUGUGGAUACAUAUUCUUCUAAUAUAACUAUAACAAUAAGUUGUACGAAAAGCUAUGCACAAGGUGAUCUAGAUGGCUAUGGUUGUAUACUAUUUAAAUUUAAUGAUAAAUUGAACAAAAACCUUUUUGAAGAAAUCGCUCGAACGAAAUCUUGCAUUUUUGCACUUGAGAAUUCUCAUGAACCGGUUGAAUUUCGUGUCGGUUCUUUUAAUCAUUAUGGAUCGUUACCACACAAUAUUUAUGGUUAUAUUAUUCGAUUAAAUGAGCCAAUAAUAACCAAAGAAACACCAUUUAUUAACAGGAGAAUUAUUGCUGUUAUUGGAAGUAUAUUUGGUGGUACGCUUCUGUUAUUUUGUUUUUGUUGUCUUUGUGGAACAAGUUGUCGUGAGCAAACAAAAUUUCCCGAAAAAAAUGAUUAUUAUCAAAAAAAACACGAUACACUUUUACAAUUGGUUCCUACUGAAAAUGAAAAGCGUGUUCAUCAGAAUAGAAUUGUUUAUGAUAUUCCAGCUCAUUUAACGAAUGAUAAACAUUCUCAUACAACAUCUCCGUCGUCAUCGGCAUCUGUCUAUCAUCAACAGAAAUUGAAACAAUCGAAUCAUAUAAAAUAUAUCGAUCGAGAUUCUAUAACAAGUAGUCUGAACUCAAUAUCGACACGUGCACAUACAGUGAAUAAUAAAUUUUAUGAUCAUCCAACAAUAGAUAAUAAAUAUAUGCCAUCAUCAUCAACGAAUAAAGUUAUACCAACAAUAAAAAAACUUGAAAAGAAUGAAGAAGAAGAAGGAAAUGAAUCACCAGUUUAUUCAACAACAACGGAUGUGUUUUCUGAAAGUGGCUCCUUUCUUGUUCCAUUAUCUCCAUCAAAACGAAAUGCACCACCUCCAUUAAAACCACGCUAUUCAACAUUAAGUUCUGUUCGUUUGCCUCAUGAAAAUAUCGAUCAAACUUCAUUACCCUUACCUAAACCACGUUCUUGUUCAAAUUCACGUACGCGUUUAAAUAAUCCGAAUUCCGAUAAUUCAUUAAGAUUGUAUGAAGAACGUCCUGUUUCAUCGACUGAUUCUGGUAUCGGACAAUCAGACAUUGUUGGUUUACUUAAUGGUGAUACUAUGCGUACCGGUCUUGCUAAAUCAAGACAAAAUAGUCUACAAAAACAUUAUGUGAAUCAAUCUGGUCUUGAACAACAAACAAGAUACCAAACAUUAGCAUCACCGAUCAUCCGUGGUACUGAAUGUUAG
Molecule: messenger RNA, 2268 nt
Organism: Rotaria socialis
Lineage: Eukaryota; Metazoa; Rotifera; Eurotatoria; Philodinida; Philodinidae
Source: the annotation of a GenBank genome assembly